ACUAAAUUCAAAAAUAUUUUAAUCAUAAAAAAUCAUAACUAUCUUCAUUUUUAUAGAUAAAUAGUGACAUAUGUGCAAAUACGAAAUCUGUAGAAGCGUGAAUCUAAGAAAAAUGGCAGGAGAAGAAGGAGUGAGUCUGAAUCAUAUAUCUCGAGAAUCCACCGACAUUAACCGCCUCGCCAAAUUCUACCAAGAGAUAUUUGGGUUCGAGCAAGUAGAAAGUCCCAAGUUCGGAGAGUUUAAGGUUGUAUGGCUACGUCUUCCAUCUUCUUCGCUCUAUCUCCAUCUCAUCGAGCGUAAUCCAUCUAAUAAUCUCCCUGAGGGUCCGUGGAGUGCCGCUUCUCCCGUUAAAGACCCUUCUCAUCUUCCCAGAGGCCAUCAUCUCUGCUUCUCUCUCCCCAAUUUUCAAUCCUUUAUCCAGACUCUCAAGGACAAGGGUAUUGAGACUUUUGAGAAAUCUCUGCCUGAUGGCAAAAUCAAACAAGUUUUCUUCUUUGACCCUGAUGUAUUUGCAGGUAAUGGAUUGGAGGUUGCAAGCAAGGAGGACUCCUCCUAGUUUACUUUGAUGUUCAUCUGUUAUAAUAUUGUAACUAUAGUCUAUAAUAGUAGUAAUAAUAAUGCACCUUUAUUAAGGACACCAAACAUAUGUUGCCUAAAGAUGUACUUGUAUUGUCAUGCACCUUUAUUCUCUUGUUUUUCCUUUACCAGCUAGAUUUUGAGAAGA
Messenger RNA from Lathyrus oleraceus (garden pea), 724 nucleotides. RefSeq names its product glyoxylase I 4. The transcript has 4 exons. NCBI's taxonomy places the organism in Eukaryota, Viridiplantae, Streptophyta, Magnoliopsida, Fabales, Fabaceae. Bases 71 to 556 code for a protein of 161 amino acids. The record is from RefSeq and is a predicted model, not a curated record.